CAAUCGUAGAUUAAUUAUACGUACGGUUUUGGGGAUAUGAAAGGAGAAUUUUUCAUCGGCCUACAAAUUCAUCUGAUGAUUAACGAACAACCACACGAUCUUUUCAUUAAACUAAAGCACGUUAAUGGGGACACAGUUUACGCUCACUAAUAUGACCAUAAAAUAGGCUGUGAAAAAUAAUUCUAUAAGUUGGAAAGGGUGGGACAACACUAUGGAAUUGCUGAAGACUCCCAUAAGAAUCACAAAGAUAAAAAAUUCCCAACUUUUUAUCAUGAUAAUGACGACUCAAGAAAGAAUUGCGCAGCGGAGCAUGGUGGUGGUUGGUGGUUUCACUCUUGUUUGUCGAGGUAAAGCACAUCAAAUUAUAAAAGUACUUAUAAGGUUUCAAUUAAAAAUACUUGUUAUUACACCUCGCUUAAUGGACUAUAUUAUAAAAAAAAAGCGAAACAUACUCUACAAACAUACUCUCUAACAGGAAUUCAUUGGGGUCAAUGGAAAUAUAACUUUUCUUUUGUUCAAAUGAUAACAGGGCCGAAGUUCUUUCAGAUUUUAUGA
Molecule: messenger RNA, 555 nt
Organism: Drosophila suzukii
Lineage: Eukaryota; Metazoa; Arthropoda; Insecta; Diptera; Drosophilidae
Source: RefSeq, a predicted model, not a curated record